Hirsutella rhossiliensis is the source of this 654-nucleotide messenger RNA. RefSeq lists its product as uncharacterized. The record is from RefSeq and is a predicted model, not a curated record. The coding region runs from base 1 to 654 and encodes 217 amino acids. NCBI's taxonomy places the organism in Eukaryota, Fungi, Ascomycota, Sordariomycetes, Hypocreales, Ophiocordycipitaceae. The transcript has a single exon.
AUGCCCAACUUCGCCUCAACGGCGACUCCUGGGCCAGCGGAGCAUGCGGACCCGAACGUCCUCGAGGUCACAUUGCCUCAGUUCGUCAAGCCUCAAGUGCCAAUCUCUCCUCCUAUUCUUGUGUCUUUCUGCGAGACAAGGUCAGAUGGAAACAUACCUCACAUGUAUCAGGCUCGGCUGGUGAUUUCGAGCAUCAACGGCGUUCCGCAAGACCCUCGCUUUCCUCCCCCGACCGAUACCGUGUUGGAAGGUAUUGCCGCAACACCCUUUGCUCUGAGGACCGCCAAUAAGCUCUGGUUUCUCUUUGGAGACCUCAAGUUCAAGCCUGAGUGGGAGGGCUACCGGUUCAAGUUUGGCAUUCAGCUAUGGGCAUGUUGGUACGACAAGACCAUCAAGAGCUGGGAGGGGGAAGUGUACCAGGGCGAGAUUGAGACGGGCGAAAUCGCCUGCAGCCUGACGGAAGAGUGGAUGGCAGACUCCGAUUCACAGGCGUGGGACCUGGCCCAAGUCGAGUCGAUUCGAGCGGUUGCGAGAGCCCAACCAGCGGCAACUCUGGGGGAGUUGACGCGCAAGUUUAGCAAGAUUACUCUGCACCCCGACCUUUUGACGGGUUCAUGGACGAGCCCUGACCGGCCGUCGCGACGGACAGGCUGA